Tetrahymena thermophila SB210 is the source of this 2020-nucleotide messenger RNA. RefSeq names its product tubulin tyrosine ligase family protein. The transcript has 3 exons. The record is from RefSeq and is a predicted model, not a curated record. NCBI's taxonomy places the organism in Eukaryota, Ciliophora, Oligohymenophorea, Hymenostomatida, Tetrahymenidae. Gene Ontology annotation, molecular function: tubulin binding; tubulin-glutamic acid ligase activity. Gene Ontology annotation, biological process: protein polyglutamylation; microtubule cytoskeleton organization. Gene Ontology annotation, cellular component: cilium.
UUUUUAUAUUAAUCAAAAUAUUUACUCAGUUAAUUAAUUAUGAAAAAAAAGACUUAAAAAAAAGUAGAAUAAACAAAAAGCUUAGUAGACAGGUUGAGGUCAAUUUAACUAUGGCAAAUUAUACUAGGUAUAAUUGUCAUAUUAUUGGCCAGAAAUUUUUAUUUAAACAACGAUUUGCAUCCAUAGCAGCAGAAUUCAAAUGAGUUUUCUUAAGAUGAUUAUUAUGUAGAAAAUAUGCAUGGGGAAGCAAAUUAUAUGCUUAAAGAUAAUCUCAAAAAAUUGGCACACCCUGAUGUUGGAAAAUAUAAAAAGAGAGUUUCUUAACCUUUGGAUUAAUUUUGGUAAGGAAAGGAAAAAAUAGCAGAAAGAAUUGCUUCUCUCUUUAACGAAUUUAAUUAUAAAUAAAUGGAUUUGCAAAUACAUUUUGAAAAUAGCAGAAACUAUGAUAGGCCCUCUUUAGGUAUAAUCAGUGAUCCUGAGUAUUGUAAAAAAAGUAAUAUGCAUCAUAUUUUGCAUCCUGAGUCAAUUUAAAAAAACUAUUUGAUAUUUACAGAUUUUGGAUAUAAUGAAUUGCCAAGAGAGGUUGCUUAGCAAUUUGGUGUUGACUUACUUCCUUAAGUUUCUUAGUAAAUGAGUGAUAGAAAAUAAUAAGAAAGAGUAUAUAAUCUACCAGUCGAAACUGCUUUGAUUCACUCUAGAAUAUCUAGAAUACACCAUUUUUUUGAGUUUAAUAAGAAUAUUAUUUGCACAUAUUAAUCAGCAAAUCAUAUUCCAGGUAAAUGGUCUAUCACUGGAAAAGAUUUAGUCAUAGAUAAUUACAGACUUUACUAGUAAAAACCAUUUAUUAACAAGGAUAAAUGCUGGUAGCAUGUUACAUUUAUGCCAGAGUCUUAUCGUUUAUACAAUUCAAACGAAUGCAAGAGUUUUUUCAAAUUUCUUUAAUCAGAUGAAUACAAGGAAUUAAUCAAAAAAGAUGGAAUAGGAUUUAUAAUGAAGUAGGGAAGAGAUAUUCAUCGUGGUUAAGGAAUUAAUUUAAUUUCUCCUUAAAUUUUGUAAGAUUUGAUGAAGAAAUACAAUAACGGAAACAAGUGUGACUCUAUUCAUGAAGUUUAUCAAGUUCAAAGGUACGUUAAUAAUCCUAUAUUGCAUGAUAACAAGAAGUUGGAAGUUCGUAUUUACUUUUUUAUUGCAAGUACUGAUCCUUUGAUAAUCUAUGUUUAGAAAUUAGCCCUUCUUAAAAAAUGUGCCAGCGAUUAUAAUAAAUUCGAUUAUGAUUUUUCUAGACAUGUUUGCAAUACCUCAAUUAGUAAAUAAAUAACUGACUCAUUCGUAGUUGAAUUUGCUCUAGAAGGUUUAGAAAAGUACUUACUAGAAAACAAUAAAAUCACUAACCCUAAGUGGCUAGAAGAAGAAAUUUAUCCAUAAAUUUACAGAGCAGUCACACAUUUGGUAAGAUCUGGAGCUCAUGAUUUUUUGAUUGACUCUCGUGUGAAUGAAAACUUUGCUUUAGACUUUUUGAUAGAUGAAGAUUCAAAAGUAUGGUUCUUAGAAAAUAAUCCUAAUCCUCAAGUACUAAGAAGCUCUGUAAAAAGAACAAUGAGACAUUAUGUAAUGUUUGGUGACUUAUUUUAAAUCCAAUUCGCAUACCUUCGUAGUCGUGCUUAAAGAUUAAAUUAGCUUGCCAAAGAAAUGGCAGAAGAAAUCCAAAAUAACACUUUUGACUAAAAAGUCUAUAAAAUUAAAUUCGAAAAAGCAAAUAAAAACUUUUUAGAGCCCGAGUUUGAAUAGCAAAUAAGAAAAGAUAGCAGCUAUGUUAAAAUAUAUGAUGAAUCUUUAGAAGGAGAAUAAAAAUUUAUGGGGUAUCUUCCCAAAGAAUGUUUGUAUAAAAAUCAAUUAUGAUUUAAUAAAUAAAUAAUUUAUUUUUUUUAAAAAAAUUUUUUUGUAUUGAAAUUUCAUAAACUGCUUGUUUUCAGUAAAUAUUAAUUUAAAUUCGGAUUUUAUUAAUUUUUUGAACCAAAAA